AUGACUCUGGUUCAGCAGCACCACCAGGCCAUCGACCUCUUGUCGCACGAUCCCUUUGAUCAUGCCGAGGUUCUGAACGAAAAAACCCUUCGUGGUCUUAACGAUGUGGACGAAGAAACAGAUUUCGAAGAAUGGCCGGUGACCCCGGCACAGGCUCAGAUAUUGGAGUCAGACGAGAAACAAUGGUGCCGUAUCAGUCUCAUUCUUCCUCGGAAUGCAUCUCCAGAUGUUGCACGUAUCCGCUCCGCUUGGAAACAACUGUGUUCUCUUCAUUGCUGCUUGCGAGCCGUUGUGCGGACCAACCCAAUUUCCGGACAAACAUUCCAGCGCGUGCUCGACCGGACUCCAGAUAUCCAGUGGAACACGGACCGUGCUACAUCUAACAACUCGUCACGUUCAUCGCAAUUUGAAACAACUGGCGACGAGGAUGUUGCUCAAUUGGUCGUUCGCCGCGAUCCUAGUGGCGGCCUCCGACUCACAAUCUAUGCGCGAAGAGCUCUUGUGGAUGGCACUUCCCUGGAGCUCAUCAAGCGGAACUUGGCUCGGCUGUACUGCGAUCUGCCCGUAGCUGAGCACACACCGCUGGCCUCGUACCACAAGUUCCUCGAGCACACAAAAGAUGCUACAGCCAGCGCUGAGUUCUGGAAGACACAGCUGCGAGGAGCUGUGCCACCCCGCGCGCUUCCGUGGAGCACGAAGAUUUUCGAUAUCGGACAAAUCGAAGAACGCAAUGCAGUCACAGUCCAUAUCGACGAAAACUCUCACCCCGGGCUGGCUCGAUUGGAGCAUGCCACGGGUCUGCGCCGGAAGCUGAUCUAUGAGACACUCUGGGCGUACAUUCUCCACUGCCAUUCUGGAGCAGGUGAUGUUCUCUUUGCAGCUGUGGAACGUGAUGCCAGUUUCUCCGGCACUGCUUCUUGUGUGGGAUACCUUGAUCAUACCUAUCCGAUCCGAGUGACGUUGGACAGCGAGGAGACCUUUGCCACCCUCGCUGAUAAGAUCGACAAUGUCCAUCAGUCUGCGUCAACCCAUGCAUUCAUUGGCUAUGACAAGGUCACACAACAUCUUCGUGGGCAGGUCGAGUCAAUCGUUCGCUAUUCGCCAGAUGGAAGUGGUCCCAUUUUCGCUGGCCAGUGCACUGGCUUCCCGUUGUUGUUCUUCAUCAACGGCGUCAGCCCUGCCACCCUGACGCUUUGCUAUUCGACCCUCACAAGAUCGAGUGAUGCACAGUUGCUCCUUGAUCACUUCUCUUACGCACUUCACAGCGCCCUCGACAAGUUCUACCUCCCCAACACUAUUCUGCAGAAACUGGAUCUUGCAUCCCGAGACGAGCAACUGCAACAAGUGCAAAUUGCCCGUUCGUUGGCACAGCCUCGCCGAACAUACACUAUCACGAAGUUGUUCGAGGAGCAGGUGGAGCGAACCCCAAAUGCUCCAGCUGUUCAGUUCGAGGAAAAUGCAGCCCUGAGCUUCGCAGAAUUGAACGCACUUGCCAACAGAGCUUCACAUGCGCUGUAUUCUCGAGAUAUCAGAGGCCAAGUGGUGCCCGUCUGCAUUGAACGAUCCACGUCCUUGAUCAUUGCGAUUCUCGCCGUGUUGAAGGCCGGGGCAGCUUACACUGUCCUCGAUCCAGCUGGCCCUGUGGAGCGAAAUCAGAGCAUUAUCAACACCUGUUCCGCGAAAAUGGUUCUGACGACCAGUGACAAUGUUUCUUUGUACCCAGGCACAGUUGCGCUGGAAGAUUUGAUCGAAUCCACAAACGAAAUGACCGCUUCCUCCAACCUUGACCUCGCCAUCAAGGCGCAGGAUCGGUGCUACAUCGUGUUCACCUCUGGUUCAACGGGCGCACCCAAGGGUGCAGUGCUUACGCAUGGAGCCGCGACAAAUGGAAUGCACUAUCAUUCCCUGAAGGGUCUUCAACGAUGGCUCCUUUUCUAUAACCCCACUUUCUCCGCUGCCCAACGAACCAUGCUGUCAACACUCGUUCACGGAGGCACAUUGCUUCUGGCCAGCAAAGAACGUAUGACCAGCAACCUUGCCGACAUCAUCCGCUCGAUGCAGGUUGAGGCUCUGGGUAUCACUCCUUCCGCUCUGUCCAUCAUCAAACCCGAGGAAGUUCCGUCUCUGAAGAGAGUCAUUCUGGUCGGGGAGAAGAUCACACGCGAGCUUGUGGUUGCCUGGGCCGAUGCGGUCGAGCUGCGCAACACAUACGGUUUGAGCGAAUGUGCGCAGUUGAACUUUGGCACACGUCUUUAUCCCAGCAGCAACCCUGGCGUGGUCGGCCUUCCAAGUGAUACAACACAGGUCUUCAUUUUGAAGCCUGGCACCACUGAGUUGACCCCCAUGGGCGUGUCUGGCGAAUUGUGUCUUGCCGGUCCUCAGCUUGCAUCAGGAUACCUGACUUCAGGCUCUAGCAACUCAGAUGUGACAUCAAGCGUCUUCAUCCCCAACCCAUUCGGCGCCGGCGUGAUGUAUCGGACCCGUGACAUCGCUCGAAUGCACGCCGAUGGUGUGGAAAUUCUCGGACGUCUUGAUUUCCAGGCCAAGAUCAAUGGACAGAAGAUCAACCCCGUUGAGGUAGAUCGGGUUCUUUCGCAGCAUUCUCGUGUUAACAAAUGUGCUGUUGUUGCCGUCGAUAUGCGGGAAAAACUGACCCUUGUGGCCGCAAUCGUGCCUUCCUCUGGCCAAUCAUGGCCGGAACUGGUAGCGUCCAUGAAGGAACUUGCAAGUGAGAAGCUUCCAGCUUUCAUGAUCCCAUCCCUAUGGAUGCAGCUAGACGUUCUGCCCACCAAUUCAAACGGCAAGACAGACGUCCGCGCGAUUCGGGCCCAGGCGUUGGAGAUCGGUUGGGAGUCGCUAGUCUCCGCCACUUUCUCAUCGGCGUCACAGACUAUUACUGAUCCCGUGGAGUCGAGAAUCGCCAGCACAUGGGCGGACAUCCUUUCGCUUCAAGCGACCACAAUCCGCCGCGAAAGCUCCUUCAUUGCAUUGGGAGGCACUUCGAUUGAAGCUAUCAAAGCCAUCAACGAGCUCCGGAAGAACGGUGUCUCCGUUGAUCUGGGCGAUCUCUUGAAUGGCAGCAGUCUUGAAAGUGUUGCAAAGCAAGCCGAGGUAGAUGCAGACGCAGAGCAAGAAUUAGAACCCUUCUCUCUUGUUUCAAACUCCAAACUUCGUCAGGAGCUUGAAAAACAAGACGGCGUGCUAGAUGCCUAUCCAGCGACACCUUUGCAGGAAGGCCUUCUUGCAACAAUCGAAGAGGACCAGUCUAUGUACAAUUACCGCAGGGUUUGGGAUAUCAGCAACCUCGACAAGACGAAGCUUCGAGCGGCUUUCCUGGAAGUCUUUGGCAAGAGUGACAUCCUCCGCACGUCUUUCGUUCCCGACCGACGCAGUUUCCUCCAGGUAUUGCGAAACGAUGUCGCCUUCCCUUGGGUUGAGGUUGACAAGAACCUCGACGACUACAUGGAGGACUCUAAGAAUGACAAGUUCACACUUGAUGGUCCGCUUGCCCGCUUCACCGUCACCCUCGACGACCGACUUGUUGUCACGACUCACCACUCCCUGUUUGAUUUCUGGUCCCACCGGUUCCUUUACCAGGAUGUUUCCCGGGUUUACCUCGGCCUGCCACUGAGCCCAAGAACCCCCUUCAAGAAUUUCGUGCGAUAUCUCGCGAAGUCUUCCAAGGCGGAACAGGAUGCUUACUGGCACAAAUACUUGGAAGGGGUAGAGCCAAGUAUUCUGAACACUGUCCCACAAAAUCAGACUUCUGUGGCAAAGAUCCAGCUUCCGUGGGAUCAAGGGCGCCAGGUGCUCACCAAGAACGGUCUUUCUGCUGGAUCUGUUCUGUACGCAGCUUGGGGCAUUGUUCUCUCUCACCACAUUCGUCAGUUGGAUGUUGCCUUUGUAACCACUCUUUCUGGCCGAGACGCACCGGUCACGGGAAUUGAGAGCAUUGAUGGCCCAACGUUGACUGUGGUCCCUCAGAGAGUCACCCUCGAUCCGGAGAGCACUUUGAUCAGCCUGACUCACUCCAUUCGGGACAACUUCCUUCGCACUUUGAAGCACGCUCAUCACGGAAUUCGCAAUGCUCUCGCAGCCGCCCAAUUGAAUUCGAGCUCUUUCGAUACCAUGGUCAACAUCCUCGUGAAAGAUGAGGAUACUGAGGAAAUGAGCCAAGUUUUCCAUCGCUACGGAGAGCGACCGGUGUGGCAAUCUGAAUUCACGACCCUGGAGAUUGAAGAGAUUGACAACGCUUUGCAAAUCAGCCUAUCAUCGCAGAUGGAACCAAGACGUGUCAAGUUCCUCUUGGACUCUUACGCCAAGGUCCUCCAGCAGUUUGUCAAAGAACCAAGCCAGCGAGUCCGUGAUUUGCAGACUAUUGGGACCGAGGAGAUGGACUUCCUUUACAACACCAUCUCCAACCGAGAGUCGCUUCACAUCCCUGCGCCAAGUCUCCUGCAUGAGCGGUUCGAGAACUUCGCGCUGGAAACUCCUGAUGUUGUUGCGAUUGACUGGGACAGUGAGAUUCAGGUCACCUACAAGCAGUUGGAUACUCAGGCAAACCUCUUGGCCAACUACUUGGUGUCGAAGGGGGUACAGGUCGGCGAUGCGGUCCCCCUUAUGCUCAACAAGUCGAUCGACACCAUGGUUGCGAUUUUGGGUGUGAUGAAGGCCGGCGCAGCUUAUGUUCCGCUUAGUCCAGACAACCCAAUUGACCGCAAUGCAUUUAUUGCAAAGGACGUGAAAGCCAGGUUCAUCAUUGUGCACGACGAAUUUAAGGCUGAUGUUGAUGGACUCCCUGAUCUCGAGGCAAUUGACGUCAAUGACGCUGGGAUUAGCGAGAUGUCCCCCAGCUCGCCGCAGACUCAAGUCUGCCCCGAAGACAUUGCGUAUAUCAUCUACACCAGUGGUAGUACUGGUCUUCCCAAGGGUGUCAUGGUGCCUCACCGCGCUGCCACUGCUGCCGUCGCGAGCAUGGCCGUUGCGGAGGGUCGAUAUGCUGGAGAGUGGAGGACCGUUCAGUUCGCCAACUACGUAUUUGACGCUUCGGUGCAAGACAUUUUCAACACCCUGAGCACAGGCGGUACACUUUGCAUGGCCCCUUCGGACAAGAUGCAGUCCGACCUGCCCGGUGUCAUUAACGAGAUGAACGCUCAUCAGGCAAUCCUGACUCCGACCGUGGCGAGAUUGAUGGACCCCGAAGAAAUUCCUUCAUUCCACACUCUUAUUGUCGGGGGUGAGCCAUUGACCCCGGAUAUCAUCGCCAAAUGGAGCCCUGGACACCGCAUUCUCAAUGUUUACGGACCUACCGAAACUUCAAUGGUCAUUACAACCAAGGAUGUGGACCCCGCCGGACGACCGAGCAACAUUGGCGCGCCUUUCCCAACGGUAAUGGGAUUUGUCCUUGACCCCAAUGGAACGGAUUUGGUGCCCUACGGCGCAGUUGGCGAGCUUUGCGUUGCUGGCCCACAGGUAACCGCAGGGUACGUUGGCCGUGAUGACUUGACGAAGGCUGCAUUCUUGGAAAAUGUUCUCGAUACUCCGAAGAUGUACCGCACUGGUGACUUGGCACGUUGGCUUCCCGGCGGCGAGCUUGAAUGUCUGGGCCGCAAGGACAACCAGGUCAAGAUUCACGGUCACCGCAUUGAGCUGGCUGAGAUUGAGCAGACAAUUCUGAAGACUGAGUUGGUGCAAGGUACUGCCGUCCUGGCUAUCACCAUCAAGGGUAACAAGCACCUGGUUGCAGUGUGCGUCUUCAAUCCAGGGCCUUGCGAGAUUCUCAAGGCGGAAGACCAUGCGGAUGUUGCUCGUGAGCUACGCGCAUCACUCAGUACCCUUGCGAGCUACAUGAUUCCGAAGUACAUCAUCCCUGUUGGUGACUUCCCCAAGUCGCCUUCCCGGAAGACCGACCGAAAGGUGCUUACCCGCUGGAUUGAGCAGCUUGAUGCUAUGACAAUGAGCCAAUUUGCCUUUGAGGGAAGUGGCAUAAUGGAAGAGGUUGUGCCUGUGGAGACCAAGGCUGAGCAGACCCUACAGGAGAUCUGGUCGGAUGUCUUGGGAAUCCCGAUGGCCAACAUUGGCAAGAACUCGGACUUCCUGGCACUGGGUGGUGACUCCGUCGCUGCCAUCAGUGCAACCAGUCUGGCGAGAAAGGCCGGCUAUGCCUUGGGUGUCAAGAAUGUUCUCAAGACGCCCGUCUUGAGUGACUUGGCCGAGUUGAUGCGCACGGAUGAACGUCAGAAUCGGGCAUCUAGCAAGCCUGCCUACCAAGCGCCCCCCAGCGUUCUCGACGCAAUCAAGUCCAGCAACCUGAACCUUGAUGAUGAUGUGGAAUACGUCUACCCAUGCCCACCGGGACAGGUUCAGUUCUUGGAAGAGGGCGAGCGCCCUGAACAGAUGUGGGUGCUCAUGGCAGCUCGGGUCAUGCCAGAAUCUGUGAAUAUGAAUGACUGGGUUGUCGCUGUGCGAAAGCUCACGGAAGCGAAUGAUAUUCUUCGCACAUCAUGGAUUCGUGUGAACCGGAAGGAGUGGGCAGGCGUGGUGCUCAAAUCGAGCGAUCUGGAUCUCAUGGUCGUUCCUUGUGCCAACGAGGAUGAACGCUCCGCAAUUGUGGAAGCCUUCUGGGAGGAACGAUUCCAGUUUGGCAACCCCUUCAUCAAAUAUGCUAUCCUGGAAUACCCUGACGGUCAAUGGGAGACCGUGAUCAAGAUGAACCAUGCCGCCUACGAUGGUACUCUGCUGCGCAUCUUCGAUGAACACUUUGGGGCUAUCCUCAAGGGCACUCCUCUCCCGCCGCAUGGCCAAUUCAAGGACUUUGCCACACACAUCUAUCAGUCGGACCGUGACUCCACCCUCCAGUUCUGGAAGGAGACCAUGCAGGGCAAGUCCUAUUCAUGGCCCGCGGCAUCCAAUCCUAAAGUGAACGCUUCGGUUCGCCAAAUGGUGACUCGGAAUCUGGAGACUACUGCUCGGGCGCAUGGUGUCACUGUAUCUAUCAUCUUCCAGGCAGCCUACCAGAUCUGGCUCGCCAAGGCCAGCGGCCAAACAGACAUCAGCUUCGACUACCUCCUCAGUGGACGCAACGUCGACAUGGCGGACGUUGAUCCCCAGACCGUCAAUGGUACCCUGGCCAACUUCCUUCCGGUCCGCUCCAACCUCGACUUCAACCAAUCUCUCAAGGCCUACCUCGAAGGUAUUCAGGACAUGUUCUGGGCCAUCACCGAGAAUGGAAAUGUUGGCUUGAACGACAUCUACGACGCUGCUGAGCUGUCUCGCGACACGGCACGAAACAACUGUCUCUUCCUGUACCAGCCCUUCCAGCCAAGUGCCAACUCUGCUGAAGAGCUCGCCAGUCGGUGGUUGGUCAUGGCCAAGUCCAAGGUUCGGAUGUUCCAGCCGUACGCUCUUGUCGUGGAGGUUUCCAAAGCACCCAACAACGAGCACCGUCUCACAAUCAUGUAUGAUUCGGAUGUAUUCGAGCAAGAAGCGGCGCAGCAGAUUGCCACCGAGAUUAUUGAUUUGACCGACAAGUUGGCUGAAGUUUCCUCAGGGAGUGACUCGCUACACGUUCUCCAGACCAAAAGUGAUUGA
Penicillium oxalicum is the source of this 7590-nucleotide messenger RNA. It is a transcript of the gene sidE, whose product is annotated as nonribosomal peptide synthase SidE. Gene Ontology annotation, molecular function: catalytic activity; phosphopantetheine binding. The coding region runs from base 1 to 7590 and encodes 2529 amino acids. Gene Ontology annotation, cellular component: cytoplasm. Gene Ontology annotation, biological process: amino acid activation for nonribosomal peptide biosynthetic process; secondary metabolite biosynthetic process. The transcript is spliced from 3 exons. NCBI's taxonomy places the organism in Eukaryota, Fungi, Ascomycota, Eurotiomycetes, Eurotiales, Aspergillaceae. The record is from RefSeq and is a predicted model, not a curated record.